AUGUCCAAUUUCCUGCCCGUACCUGCCAAACGUGCCCUUCCUCUGCCUUCCUUCUCGCAACAUCUCUUAAACUACAUCUCGACACAUUUUCGCGAUGCACAUCCUGAAGCCUUCAAGCGAGAUGUAGAAGCACUGGUGGCAAUGCGGAAAGAAUGGGUAGAAGCUAAAGCUGAGGGACAUCCAGAGAUCAUUAGGGGUCUGAUGAGAUAUCACGCCCAACUAAAUUUUCUAUCUACAAAAUUCCCUUCAGAUAUCUCACUACCAUUCACAUAUCAUCUUCCAUUUCCUCCUACCUAUUCUUUGUCCCCUGAUGCACCAAUAUCUCUCGCUUCGAUAACGUUCGAAAGAGCGAGUGUUUUAUUCAACAUUGCUGCGUUAUACGCCUCCAUGGCAGCGGCUGAAAGAAGAGCGGAAGCUGAUGGUAUCAAAAGAGCUCUUGGCUAUUUGACGGCUUCGGCUGGAAUACUUGAACACCUGGUCAAAAAUAUACUACUUACUUUACAAUCCGAAUUGUCUUCACCUCAUGCAGCCGGAUAUGAUAUGUCAGAGUCGUUCUUGGGCUCCCUGAGGGACUUCGUACUUGCCGAAGCGCAAGAAUGCUAUUGGCAGCAAGCUGUGUUACAGGGGACAUAUAAGAAUGGAUUGAUCGGCAAAUUGUCUAUGAAAGUCUCAGACUACUAUAAAUCAGCUUUGUCGUCGAUGAACGGCACAGAUUACCCUUCAUCUUCGUUCUUUCCACCUAACUGGAUAGCCCAUAUCACUGUGAAGCAAUCGCACUUUGAAGCUGCCGCUCAAUAUCGGCUGAGUCAAGAAGAUUUGGAGAAGAGCAGAUAUGGAGAAGAAAUUGCAAGAUUGAGGGUUGCUGAAGGGUUAGCUAAGAAAGGUUUAGAUGUCGGAAAGAAAGGUGUAGCAGACUCUGUUAUUUCGGAUCUAAAAAAUCUUCAGGCAGCUGUGAAAUCGUCUUUAGAACGAGCAGUCAGAGACAACGAUUUAGUAUACGUCACACCCAUCCCGCCUGCGAAUCAACUCACUCCUAUUGUCGGUGCAGGAAUGAUAAAGGUAGCGGUACCCGCAGAAGUCUUGGAUCCUAUUGCAUGGUUGAUGGGUGGUGGGGCCGGUAUGCCAGCUCUUUUCAGUGCCUUGGUGCCAUACGGUGUGCACCUUGCUUUGAGUAUAUACGAUGAUCGAAAGGACACAACUGUGAGAGAACUGGAUGGAAAGAGGGAGGAACUUGAUGGCGUAGCUGCUAGUACAUUGCAAUCGCUGAACUUACCUGGAUCGAUACAAGCCUUAGAACGACCUGUCGGUUUACCACCAUCAUUGCUGAAAAAGGCAGAAGAAGUAGACUCGGCUGGUGGAAUAGAUCGGAUCAGAGGUCUUUUGGGCGAAGUAUCGCGUUUAUCCAAGUCCAAUACGGAGUCUCUGAAUGAGGCAAUGGAUAUCCUUGAUCAAGAAGCUACAGAAAAUGAAUCACUGCUAUCACGACAACCCGAACUUCAGUCGAGUCGACCACCAUCUCACAUCGCUAAUCAGCCGCUGAUUGCCACCGCUCAACAGUAUGAUAAUACAAUAAGACAAGCAGCAGCAAGCGAUGGAACAGUGCGCCAGAAAUGGGAUGAAUGGGCUCAUCUAAUCGAGAUACUUGCUGACGGCGAGAGUUCCGUCAAUGACUACGUUCCUUCGACAUCCUCUUCAAGCAACGGAUAUUCAUCGCUCCCUCCUUCCGUUCGGCCUAUUCGAGCGUCACUCGAGGAUUUGGAUGAUCGAAUUUCACACCGAGCCAGACUAGUGAACGAAGCUAGAAACAUCGCAGCUGCGGAUGACAUCCGUCCUGCUGUUUUGACAGAAGCUACUCGUCUAGCUCAUGGUGGUACAGGAGAUGUGAAAACAGAAUGGUUUGAAGAUAUUUUUGGGAGGAGUCUGGAGAAGUAUGAUCGGAUCAAGGAGGAAAUGGAAGCUGAAGGCGGUAAACAGGACGCUUUACUAGAUCAAAUACGGAAACAAAACGAGUCUUUUAUCUCAGAACGUAAAGAGGAUCCAGUGGUGAAAGAACGGGAAAGAAAACUACAAGAUAUGGACUUGGCUUAUUGGAAAUGGAGGGAAAUAGUUGAUAACGCGGAAGAAGGUAUUAAAUUCUAUAAUUCGUUUGCGGAAAUGUUGAAUCAGUUUAAAGGGACCUGCACUCAAUUCCUGAACUCCAGAAGGGCAGAUGUUGGAUCAAUCACGAAACAAUUCCAAAACGUAUCGUUUAACGAGCCUCCUGCCCAACCUCAAACACAGCAUCGACAACAGUACUCUCCUGCUCCUGCUUCUCAACCUCAAGUGUCGUCUCCUCCACCUCGUGCACCAUCGCCACCAAGACAAUUCUUACCUCAUCCAAAUUCCAAUCAAUGGCAAUCUACUUCCGAUUUCUUACCGCCUCCGCCACCUCCACCUAUCCUUCGUUCGGGAGGUAUACAAACUCAACCUCGAUCUGCACCUCCGCCUCCAGCUGAUUCAACUCCUAGAAGAGUGACUAGGGCUUCGGCUGCAAGAGGCAAUAUUGGUGAUGCUGAAAAGAAUCCUUACAGUAAAGGUACUAGAAGAGGUGGUGGGGGCGUGAUCUAG
Kwoniella shivajii is the source of this 2607-nucleotide messenger RNA. Its product is annotated as pH-response regulator protein palA/RIM20. The record is from RefSeq and is a predicted model, not a curated record. The transcript has 13 exons. Gene Ontology annotation, molecular function: protein binding. Gene Ontology annotation, biological process: multivesicular body sorting pathway. Gene Ontology annotation, cellular component: endosome. Lineage: Eukaryota; Fungi; Basidiomycota; Tremellomycetes; Tremellales; Cryptococcaceae. The coding region runs from base 1 to 2607 and encodes 868 amino acids.